UUGGAUAUUAGAAUUUGAGUCUAGAAUAAUAUUUCAGGAAAUUAAUUAAUAUUCUAGAUACGGUGUAGUUGUUAUAAAUAGCUAUCAAUAAUAUUUUUGUUUGUCUAAUCGAGCAAAUGGAAAAAAUAAUAAAUUGAUAUUUAUUCAAUAAAUAAUUAAUCAUGGAUAAAUCAAAUCAGAUAAAUGUUAUCACCUGGCCUGAGUUGGUUAUUGAAAAGCUUGAAAAAUAAGAGAACUUUGGUAUAUUAUGCCCAGAAAGUCAUAAUAAAUUUAUUGAUUAUUUCGAUCCGGUCUCUGCUUUCAUCUAAUAAGACUUCUAAUGAAAGUCACAACUAUAUACAAGAUAAAAUAUGUAACCAGGGACAAGCAGUAUAGUGGCUCUGUUGUUACUAUACUCUGGUUGCAGAAUGAGAUGGACACACUUAGGCAUAGUUGUCUUUUUAUUCCUAAAGGGCACCUUGGGGCAACAAGGUUACAACUACCCCACUCCUCAAUCUCCUUUUAACGGAGGCUCCUCGCAACAAGGCCAAGGCGGCUUUCCAUCAACUGCACCUGGAGGCACACCAGGAGGAUACCCAUCCGGUGGAGGAUAUCCAUCAGGUGGAUCAUUUCCUAGCACUCCUGCUACAAGUUUCCAACGUCCUGGCUUUGGUACCACUUCAGCUCCAAGUAAUGGAUAUCAACAAGGCGCAACUACAGCCGCUGAGUAUCCAGGAUCUACACCCACAGGAUAUCCAGCUGCAGGACGACCAAGUGGUACACCAUUUCCACAAGGUCCAAGUCAACUACAAGGUCCAUCAGGGUAUCCUUCUGAAGGAAAACCUGCCAGACCAGGAUUUCCAUCAAGGCAGCCACAAGGACCUAGUGGAACAGGCCAAAUUCCAACUUCACCUACUGGUCCAACAGGAUAUCCUUCAGCGGGCCGACCUUCCGGGCCUGGCUUUCAAUCUGGACAACAACCAUCGCAAGGCGGAUAUCCUUCUGGGCCUGGUGGUCAACAACCAUCGCAAAACGGAUAUUCUUCUGGGCUUGGUGGUCAACAACCAUCGCAAGGCGGAUAUCCUUCUAGGCCUGGCGGUCAACAACCAUCGCAAAACGGAUAUCCUUCUGGGCUUGGUGGUCAACAACCAUCGCAAGGCGGAUAUCCUUCUGGGCCUGGCGGUCAACAACAGCAAGGAGGAUACCCUGGUACUCAACAACAGCCAGGAUAUCCAGGUCAGCAAGGCGCUCAAGCAGGACAAGGAGGUUCGUAUCCUGGAACACAAGGACAACAAGGAGCUACAACUUUUGGGCAACCUGGUCAAGGUGGAUUUGGACAAACUCAAGAAGGGCAAGGCAGACCUGGACAAUUUGAAGGUGGACAAGGCGGAUUUGAACCAUCAGAAGAAGAAGAAGGAGAUUAUUCAGCUAUUCCUGGAGAACCAAAUGUUGAUUAUCCGAUUUUAUCUUUCGUUCCUGAAACUUCGUUCAGAUGUGAAGAUCAACAAUACCCUGGAUAUUAUGCCGAUGUUGAAGCUAGAUGCCAAGUAUUCCACAUUUGCGCCAACAACAAAACCUACGAUUUCCUCUGUCCGAACGGAACCAUUUUCCAUCAAGAGUACCUGGUAUGCGUUUGGUGGAACCAAUUCGAUUGCAACGACGCGCCUUCCCUGUUUGGUGUAAAUGCAAACAUUUACGACUAUUCCAUUACAGGAGCCCAACAAACUGGUGCUAUUCCUGCAGGAUCUGGCUAUGAAGGAACUCAAGAAGGGGGCUACCCAUCUACAAUUGGACCACAAGGACCAGGUGCAAGUGAAGGCUAUCCAUCAGGAAGACCUCAAGGUGGUGCAGGUCAGGCAGGAGGAUAUCAGCCUAGUGGACCAAGUGGACAAGCACAAGGUCCAAGUAGAGGCUAUCCUUCAGGAAGACCUCAAGAAGGUACAGGUCAAGCACAAGGAUACCAGCCUAGUGGACCAAGUGGCCAAUCACAAGCACAAGGUCCAAGUGGAGGUUAUCCAUCAGGAAGACCUCAAGGUGGCGCAGGUCAAUCAGGAGGAUAUCAGCCGGGUGGUCAAACACAAGGACCAGAUGGCGGUGCUGAAGGAUACCAACCAAGUGGACCUAGCUCUGGUUUUCCAGGUCCUUCACAAUUCCCUGCAGCUCAAGGACCUCAGAGAACUGGCCAGCAACAACAAGGUUAUCCUUCUGGAAGCCCACAAGGACCAGCCUUUGGACCUACUGGCCCUCAAGGACCUUCAACGCCUGGACAAUCGUCUCAAGGAUCAUUCCCAGGCUCUGGCCAACCAACACAAAGGCCCGGAUAUUUACCGCCAAGGCAAAAUGGGCAAAGACCGGGUGGUCAACAACCCAGUGCUGGAUACCCAAGUGGGCAACCUUCAGGUUUUCCUGGAGGCCAACAGCCUUCUCCUGGUGCUGGGUAUACUAAUGGUCAACAGCCUUCGGGUGAAGGAUAUCCUGGCGGACAGCAACAGAAUGGUGGAUAUACGAAUGGCCAAAGGCCUGGAGGUAGGCCUCAAGAGCCAACUAGAGAAUAUUUGCCACCAAUUGGAAAAUAAUAUUCUCAUAGAGAUUAUUCUGUAUUUGAGCCAGUGUAAAGGAUUAAUAGUGAAUCUUUUUUUCACACAUAGAUCUCUUACCAUUACACGGAAUUCACUAUUAUAAGUAGUAAGUUAUUAUGUAGAUAAUUUUAACUAUUUAGGUUCCUUGCCUGUCAUGAAAUGUACAAAAUAAUGGAUUUUGUGCUGUAAAUAGUUUUACAUUUAUAAAUGAUAUAUUUUUUUUUAAUGAAAAUAAGUAAAAAUGUAAAAAUCGAUUUACAUAGUAGAAUAUAGUUACUUAUUAAGCUACGCUUACCAAUAAAGAGUUACCAUUUUGUACCGAAUGUAACAUAAUGUGUUCAAAUGUAUGAAAUUUAUUUUACUUCAAAUAAAUACCUGCAAUAAUUUUAGUAACAAAAAUAAUUAUUUUAGAUUUAUGAAUUAGGUACUUGGCGACAAAGAUCCUGAAUCUUAUUCCUGAGAAUAUUGAGAGUUUAUUUAUUUGCAUAGCUUCUGCAAAGUUUCACUGCUAAAUCAACUUGAACAAGUUAGAGAUGUAAACAUGCAGUAAAUGAACUGUUAGAAAACAUGCUGGAUGCAGCUGUAGAAGGAUGAUUACCAAUUCAAUAGUUAAAUGCACAAGAUUGGCCCUAUGCAAAAACCAAAUAAUUUAAUUAAAACCAUAUUUUUCAUAUUUCUACAUUCGAAAUUACAUCGGUUUUUCGUUCAAAAAUAAUUUUAAAAACAUUUUUAAUAGCCACCGCAUAUGCCGCAGAUCUAACAUCUACACCAAGCUUCAAAGAUUCUAAAUUUUUCGAUAUUUCCUAAAAAGAGAUGUACUAUAGCACAAACAUAUUGCUAGAAAAUCCAGUUAUACCUGUCCUACUUCUGUGUAAAUAAAUUCAAUAGCAUUUUUCGUAAAAUCACAAUCUAAAGGUUUAAAAAUGUCACAUUGAGUCUUCGAUCCACCAACAAUUACUUUUUGACUUUGAGAGGUAUUGUUAA
Ceutorhynchus assimilis (cabbage seed weevil) is the source of this 3542-nucleotide messenger RNA. NCBI's taxonomy places the organism in Eukaryota, Metazoa, Arthropoda, Insecta, Coleoptera, Curculionidae. The record is from the annotation of a GenBank genome assembly.